UUACCCAUUCAGUUAAGUCUUGAGACACAGACAAAGACGGUUGAAGUCAUGGAUCCCUACACGUCGCAGAAGAAACUAGUAAGGGACCAAAAGGCCUACCAGAAGCUACGAGACAGUAAGGUGCCGUUAACAAUGCGGAAACUACGCAGGAUGGCCCUUCUGAAGGCCCGAAUCGAGGCAGCUGACGACAGGACUUCUGGCUCAGAAAGUCAACGCCAACAGAAGUCGGCACAGCUAACGGAGCCUCGCAAGACUGUUACAUACGACAACUUACCUUCUGGAUGCUGUGCCCGAAUCGUGGAGGAAUAUCCCGGCAGCCUGGCGAUAACCGUGACUUAUGUAGCCACGCCCAUACAUCGCUACACGUUUUGCCUACGGUUCAAGCGCCUGUGCUUCCCGCUAAGAAGGGACAACAUCUACGCCUUGGCCGACUGUGACGAGGACGGGUACCCGAAACGGCUCGGGUUCCAACUCGUGCGGUCGAAGAAGUUCAAGUCCCCUUCAGGUGAAGUUCACGUUUUGUACCUGUGCCCGUGCGACGCCUCCAAGGAACAGAACAGCCGCCUUUCAGUCGCUGACGGUGUAGUGACGGACGAGAAGCUCAAAGAUUUCGCCACGCGAGAGGAGAGUCUGUACUGUCUGCAUGCCCAGGCCAGACAGCGCAUGACCGAACCAGAGCGCCAAGAGGACGGGGAGGGGGGCGGUCCUGUUGAACACCUGAAGACGGAGCCUUUCCUCGCUGCCGUGUAUGACGGCAAAGCAUAUGGAAUGCUGAGGCGUAUCGGGAAGAGUAAACUCUGCUGCAUGUCUUGUAAGAAACACAAGCAAAGCUGCAUACAUGUCAAGAUGUACACAGAACACGUUAACUGCUAGUUUGUCUUAUAUGUGCUAUAGUCAACAUACCCAUGGUCUAUUGUACGAACAAGACUUUGGUGUAGUUUCGUAAACACGCUGUAGUGAGGGUUUUCACCACAUCCAUGUUGGUCUCCCUUUGACGAAGGGAAAACUUUUUUUCAGUCAAAGCAAGGAGCUUUCAUCGUUUCAAAGUAUAUUUUUCAUACGAGGUCUCGUGAAAACGCUAUUAGCCAAUGAACUAAUCUUUCAGGUCUCGUUUUUGGUAAACAUUUCAGCGAGUUGUAACCAUGGUUUAACUGAUCAUGUACCCGUUCCUUACCACAUUUUUGUAAAGUUAACUGUAAAUUGUAGAAGUGUAUUGUAAGUUGCAUGCAAGUAUCACUGUUUUCCGUCUCAGUUUGGUGUCCCUUAUUUGGUACGUGCGACAUUGUAUAAAAUUCCACGAAGUCAAAGUGGUUUAAACGUUGACUGUAACUGUUAUUCUGUGUAUACAAACUUUAUUAAAUGCUUGCUGUUCAAAAGA
Molecule: messenger RNA, 1378 nt
Organism: Branchiostoma floridae (Florida lancelet)
Lineage: Eukaryota; Metazoa; Chordata; Leptocardii; Amphioxiformes; Branchiostomatidae
Exons: 4
Coding region: 49-873 (274 amino acids)
Source: RefSeq, a predicted model, not a curated record